CCUCCACCAGGCAGCCACCGAGCCUUUCGUCCGCCACUCCUGCCCGCUCGGUCCAGUCGCUUUGCCAGACCCGCUCCGGUCGCCAUUGAAUCGCACUUGUAUCAUAUUUCACCAGUUUCUGUCGCUUAUAUUUAACCACCUGUUGCCGCGUGCACACCUGCCAUGAACAUAUUCAGUGGAUUCUCAGCCUCAAGCUCAUCCCCCAAAAAGAAAGCAAUGGCGUCGAUCCACCUCUCCGAUGCCGCCGACCUCGAUGCAGAAAUUCGCAAGUUCUCCAAGAUCUUCGAGCAGAAGGAGUCGGAGCAGAACUGGGAGAAGAUGGACGAGGCCAUCCUUCGCCUGGCCUCGAUAGCCCGUGGCUCUGCCGACAUUCCCGGAUUUGCCCUGACGAUCAAGAAGCUCAGGAUUCCCAUCUGCUCGGCUCUCGCCAGCGACCGCACCAAGCUCUGCAGAGACGCCCUUGCCCUGAUCGAGGCCUUGGGAUAUUCGCUCGGCCCCCAGUUCGAGCCCCUCUCCGACGCCCUGCUGCCCGGCGUCCUCAAGGUCUGUCUGCGGUCCAACCGUGUUAUGUGGGGCGCUGCCCGCACGACUCUCUUGCAGGUGAUCGAAAAGGGCGGUCUCGCCACCUGCAUCCCCCUGCUGCUCGAGUCCUACGCCAGCAAGAACCAGAAUCUGCGCGGCUCCGUCACCGAAGCCCUCAUCAAGGUUCUUGAGUUCAACAGCAUCGAUCGUCUGGAGAACUUUGUCGAGAUCAUUGAGAACUUUAUGAAAGAGUCCAUCGUCGAUUCGAACAAGGAAGUCCGCGACAACACCCGCAAGGCUUUUGAAUUCUACGUCACACUAUUCCCCUAUCGCGUGGAUAGGUUCACCGGCAAUCUCAGCGACAUUGCCAAAAAGUACCUCGGGGUCACCUCCAUGGCCAGCAUUCCCCGUCGUGGCCCAUCCAACAACAGCGUGGCCCAGACUCCCUCGAACCGCUCGACAUCCUCCAGCUAUCCCAACAUCACCCCGCGUGUCUCGUCGACACUCUACACCCCCUCGGCCUCAUCGCGAGCCCAAGCCGCUGGAUACGAAUACGGCCCUACACACGCAAGCUCUCUGCCGCUGGCAUCCAAAGCCCGACUUGAUGGCGGCGCCCAGCGCGGUACCUUCGACUCGUCCAAGGUCGAGGCAGGCGGUUUCAUGACCCAGGCUCCUCAGCGAGUCGACAGCAACGACGCCUUCUUCCGCGACAGCCUCUCCCAGCAAAUGCAGCAGCAAAUGCAGCAGCAGAUGCAGAAGGAGCUGGAAAUGAGAAUCGCGCAGGAGCAGGGCCUGACUUUCUCGCAGCCAUCCGGCCUGACCUAUUCGCAGCCGGUGCGUCUUCCCGCGCCAUCGUCCUCGGCCCCGCUUCCCGCCAGCCAGGAACCCCUGCGAAGUUCGCCCACGCAGAAGCAGACCCGCAAUCGCCCUGCCAGCAUAUACAAGCUCCAGAAGACCGCCCGCAUCUUUGAAGCCACCGUCCUGCUGGCCCAGCACACCCAGGGCCAGACCGAGGGCCCACUCAACUUGCGCCACCUCACUCUGUCACCCACACCCAGCUCCAUUGCCGAGGAAGACGAGCGUGUCUCGAUGGACUUUGCCGGCACCCUUACCAAGCUCAAGUCGAACGACUGGGCGAUCCGCUCCAAGGCUUGGGAACAGGUUAUCACGCCGUACAUUGCCGCGGCGCCGACCCACGAGCUGCGCUCCAAGCUGCCCAAGCUCUUGGAGUUCCUCAUGAUGGGACUGCACGACGCCCAUUUCAAGGGCUUGGUCGGUGCGCUCUCGGCUUUGACCGAGCUGGCAUGUAAAGUCGAGAGCAACGAGCUACUGGAGCAGAUGGUACCGCGGCUCGUGGCUCUCGUCUACAUCCCGCGCGAGAAGACCAAGGUGCAGAUCUUUGACGCCGCCAUGAGCAUCCUCAAGUGCUUCCGCGAGCGAUACCGCGGCAUCGCCAUCUGCUCUGCGCUUUCCCAGGCCAUGAACAGCCCCGAGUUUGGCCAGAAUACCAAGGUCCGCACAGGCUGUGUCGGUCUACUGGCAGAUCUCACCGAGAGUGAGUGGAUUCCCUACGUGGCCAAAGCUAGCACUCAAGGGCGACGACCGCAAAACCUACAACACCUUCUUUGGUACCAAGGAUAUUUCGAACGACCUCGGUGUGCUCAGUUCCGGACUGACCAGGCCUCCCGCAUCUCCAAGCCGAUCAUCCGCCUCACCCAGCCGCAAGGGCCGCAGCUCCGAGUCGCCCUCUCGUCUCCCCCGCCAGUCGCCAAGUCUUGGAUCGCGCUCACCCCUGUCCAGCUCUCCGUCGCCCUCAAAGUCGGAUGGCGCUCGCGGCCGCAGCGCUCUGCGCAACGAAGACAUGGACAUCAAGCCCAAUCAGCCCCUCUUUGUGGAUGUCCUGCGAGCCGUCACGCCCCCGUCUCCCCAAGACGAGUUUGAUCGUAAGCACCCCGUCAUCGACGAGCGCGCCAACAC
Polychytrium aggregatum is the source of this 2499-nucleotide messenger RNA. Its product is annotated as clasp N terminal-domain-containing protein. Gene Ontology annotation, molecular function: microtubule binding. The transcript is spliced from 6 exons. Gene Ontology annotation, biological process: mitotic spindle assembly. Gene Ontology annotation, cellular component: cytoplasmic microtubule; mitotic spindle; mitotic spindle midzone. Bases 163 to 2463 code for a protein of 766 amino acids. The record is from RefSeq and is a predicted model, not a curated record. NCBI's taxonomy places the organism in Eukaryota, Fungi, Chytridiomycota, Chytridiomycetes, Polychytriales.